This is a messenger RNA of Vigna radiata var. radiata (mung bean), 2231 nucleotides long. RefSeq names its product LRR receptor kinase BAK1-like. Gene Ontology annotation, biological process: protein phosphorylation. The record is from RefSeq and is a predicted model, not a curated record. Bases 27 to 2066 code for a protein of 679 amino acids. Gene Ontology annotation, molecular function: ATP binding; protein kinase activity; protein binding. The transcript has 4 exons. Lineage: Eukaryota; Viridiplantae; Streptophyta; Magnoliopsida; Fabales; Fabaceae.
UCCAAAUUCACACUCAAAAACCAGAUAUGGAAAUUACUCGCCUUCUUUCUCUGUUUCUUCUGAUUUCGUUUCUCAUUCCUCGUAUGGUUCUUGGAACUGCCGAGCUUAGAGCUCUGAUGGAGUUGAAGUCCUCUCUGGACCCAGAUGGCAAGAUCCUAGCUUCGUGGAUCAGUGACGGUGAUCCAUGCAGUGGCUUGUUCGAAGGGGUUGCGUGCAACCAGAACCAGAAAGUGGCCAACAUCUCCUUGCAGGGAAAGGGUCUUUCGGGCUGGCUAUCUCCAGCACUGGCUGAACUCAAAUGCUUGUCAGGUUUAUACUUGCAUUAUAACAACCUUUCUGGUGAGAUACCCCCACACAUUUCAAAUCUCACUGAUCUGGCUGAUCUCUAUCUCGACGUGAAUAGUUUAUCUGGAACUAUUCCUCCUGAGCUCGGCAACAUGGCUAGUCUCCAAGUGCUGCAGUUGGGUGAUAACCAGUUGGUGGGGAAUAUACCGACACAGAUGGGUUCGUUAAAGCAGCUUAGUACUCUUGCUUUGCAAUAUAACAAGUUAACUGGUCAAAUUCCCCUUAGCUUGGGGACGCUAGAGAAGUUAAGAAGGCUAAAUUUGAGCUUCAACAACUUUAAUGGUACUGUUCCGGCAACACUAGCACAUCUUGAACAUUUGGAAGUUCUAGACGUUCAGAAUAAUUCUUUAUCAGGAAUCGUUCCUUCGGCAUUGAAGAAACUUGGGGAAGGUUUCCAAGGUGCAAACAAUCCGGGUUUAUGUGGAGUCGAGUUUUCUACUUUGAGAGCUUGCAACAAAGAUCAGAAUUUAAACGUCAACCAUAUUGAUACCUUGGAUCGAGAUCAACCCAAAAAGGCUCUUCCAGAGCCUGCAAAUGUUCAGUUGCAUUGUGAUCACACCCAUUGUUCAAAAUCAAGGUUUCCUCAAAUUGUCAUCACUGCAGGUGUUAUAGCUGUUAGUCUUACAUUCGUAUGUGCUGGGUUUUUGACAUUCUUCAGAUACCGCCGUCAAAAGCAACGGAUCAGCAAUACAUCAAGUUCUUCUUCUCAAGGGAAACUUGGUCCUUACCAGCCUAAAGAGUUGUACACAAAAAGUCCUUCUGCACUUGUUAAUAUUGAGUAUUAUAGUGGGUGGGAUCAUUUGUCUAACGGCCAAAACGCUGAUGCCGGUGGGUUAUUGAAUGACUAUCUAAGUCAAUUCAGGUUUAAUGUAGAUGAGGUUGAAUCUGCAACACAGUAUUUCUCGGAAGCCAGUUUACUUGGUAAGAGCAAAUUCUCAGCAGUUUAUAAAGGAGUUAUCAGAGAUGGUUCUCUUGUUGCUAUCAGAAGCAUCAGCGUGACAUGCUGUAAAACCGAGGAAGCCGAAUUUGUAAAGGGGUUGAACUUACUAACCUCUCUGAGACAUGAAAACCUUGUUAGGCUGAGAGGUUUUUGUUGCUCAAGGAGUAGAGGUGAAUGUUUCCUUAUCUAUGACUUUGCCACCAUGGGUAACCUUUCCCGAUAUCUUGACUUGGAAGAUGGAAGUGACCAUGUGCUCGAGUGGUCCAAAAGAGUUUCUAUCAUCAACGGCAUUGCAAAGGGCAUUGGAUAUCUUCAUAGCAAUGAUGCAAGCAAACCUACAAUAGUUCACCAGAAUAUUUCAGUGGAAAAUAUUCUCCUAGACCAUCAAUUUAAUCCAUUGAUCAUGGAUGCUGGACUACCUAAGCUUCUUGCAGAUGAUGUUGUUUUCUCAGCUCUUAAAGUAAGUGCUGCAAUGGGAUACUUGGCUCCCGAAUACAUUACUACCGGACGAUUUACUGAGAAGAGUGACAUAUACGCAUUUGGAGUUAUUAUUCUUCAAGUUCUGUCUGGCAAGACGACAAUAGGUAGUUCAAUACGUACAGCAGUUGAGUCUUUCAGGUUUGAUGAUUCUGUUGAUGCCAAUCUUAGGGGAACGUAUUCAAAAUCUGAAGCAGCUACACUUUCAAAGCUUGCAAUACAGUGUACUCAUGAAUCUCCUGACCAAAGACCAACAGUGGUGGAUGUGAUUCAGGAGUUGAGUGUGUCUUCUGCUCAUUUGUAAUCAUAUACUACUACUGUCUAUUGUUAUUGGGAGACGUUUAGACACUUCCCGAUAGUUGGGUUGGGUUUCAUAUACAUGCUACUAUUUCUUUGAGCAAUAUACUUUAAAACUAGCCAUUGCCAAAUAAUUGUGGAUCUAAAUGGAUUCCUUUCCCGUUGUUACGAA